AUGUCAAGAGUGUGCAAGUUAGGUGGCGACAAUGCACGCCACACCAGAAACUACGAUGAAUUCGAGGGAAUAAAUUUUGCAGCGUUAUCUGCAACUGGUGAGGGUGCCGGCGCGGUGGAUGCGGUGGUGCGGCGCUAUCGCCUUGAGAACGGCAAUUCUCUCGGAGAAAAAGACGAGUUAUUCGGACCACCGAGCGCACCUGUACUUGAAAAUCCCGAAUUCCAAACGCGAUGGUACUUCAAGUAUUUCCUGGGUAAAAUGCACCAAAACUACAUAGGCGUGGACGGAGCCAGGGAGCCGUAUUUACUCAGUGUUGUCCAAGAGGGUGCCGGGCUUUUACGCGCUAUACUUUUCAACAAAAUGGGUGCUCACAAAAUAUAUCUACCAGCUAGCGCGUGGAGUGGUGGAACGGCCCAAACUCCGACACGACCAACUGUUAAACAAAUUCUAGCCCAAUUUACAGCGAUGGAGCGAGUCGAUAAAGUACCGCGAGAGAUAACUUGCCCGGAACUACAAAAGGACAUUUUGCUGCUCGAAGAACAAGAGGGCUCGGUGAACUUCAAGAUCGGGAUUAUGCUAAUGAGGCCUGGCCAAAGGACAGACGACGAAAUGCUAUCCAACGAGAGAGGCAACGAAAAAUGGGAGCGAUUUAUCUCGCUACUGGGAGACAAGAUUCGAUUAAGAGGCUGGAACCGUUUCCGAGGAGGUCUCGACGUCAAAGGAGACAUGACCGGUAGUCACUCAAUCUACACGAUGCACCAAGGGCAUGAAAUCAUGUUCCACGUAUCUACCAUGCUACCAUUCUCCAAAGAUAAUAAGCAGCAGUUGGAGAGAAAACGACACAUUGGCAACGAUAUAGUAAACAUUAUAUUCACCGAGGAUUCGGCGCACAACACUUUUAAUCCACAAUACGUCAAAAGCCAUUUUACUCAUAUAUUUGCCGUGGUUUCCGAAGUAGAAGGCGAAGGUUACCGACUCAGCGUGUACAGCGAUGACACCGUACCACCCUUUGGCCCAUCGCUGCCCUGCCCCCCAGUCUUUAAUGAUCCUCAGCUCUUUAGGGAAUUUUUACUGGUUAAGCUCAUGAACGGUGAGAAAGCGGCCUUCCAAACGCCAACGUUUGCGCUGAAACGCCAGCGAACCCUUGAUACGCUGAUCAGAGAUAUCUACGCAGAGCAUUGUUCAGACCACAAAGUUCCUAUGCUGUCGCGACGCGCGCUCUCGGACGUGUGGUCGGGAGGGGCGGGGGCGGGGGGCGCUGGUGCAGCUCGCACCGAACGAUUCCUGCACGUAGGUCAGGCCCUUAAGCUGGAUGCCGUGCUACGCGGCGAUGCCCCCACCAGCCUCGUUUCCACCGGCUCAGGCGGGUCCCGACGAGCUCCAUGGGAAGGUCGUGUGUGGCGUGCGGCACCUUUGCCCGCCUCUCCAGUAUGUGCUGAACAAUUGUCAGAAGGGCGUCUUCUUCUUUCCACAUCCUCCAAUACUUAUAUUCUGGAAGAAAGCGGCACGACCAGGGUGGUGCUGCGUUGGGAGGGGUGCGUGCGCGCCGCUCGCGUCACGGAGCGUGUGGGGCUGUUCCGCGUGGGGGCGCGGGCGCUCGCCGGCGGGGGGUCAACGACCGGGGGGGGGCGGGGGGCGCGGGGCUGUACGCCCUGCCGU
This is a messenger RNA of Iphiclides podalirius (scarce swallowtail), 1659 nucleotides long. The record is from the annotation of a GenBank genome assembly. NCBI's taxonomy places the organism in Eukaryota, Metazoa, Arthropoda, Insecta, Lepidoptera, Papilionidae.